GAGCGGAAGUUCUUCACCCGCCAUCUUUCUUCAUGGCAACGCCACCGUCACUGCUGUCUCUGUUUAGGCGGCUGAGGGAGUUUGGGGUCGCCGGACCUCAGGCGGCUGUAGGACCGCGCCACCCUGGAGCCGCGUGAGGCUUCUUGAGGUCCGGAGCUCAGCUAUGGAGUCUGUAUCCUUUGAGGACGUGGCUGUGCACUUCACCGCAGAGGAGUGGGCUUUGUUGGAUUCUUCCCAAAAGAGGCUACACAGAGAUGUGAUGCUGGAGACCUGCAGGAACCUGGCCGCCAUAGCAGAAAAGCAAGAAGACUGGGUCCUUGAAACUGGCUCUGAACAUGUAAGGAAGACUCUUCCCGUUUCAGUUCAGCCUGAAGACAAACUAUGUGAGAAUCGAGGAUACGCAGGGAAACCAGGCGCAUGUAAGGAGUGUGGGAAAUCCUUUAGUUCUCCCCAAAGUUUUCUGGAACAUAUGAAGACUCACACUGAAGAGAAAACUUACAAAUAUAAGCAAACUGAAGAAGAUUUUAGCAGACACAGUUUUGUUCAGGGGCAUGAAAGGAUGCAUGCUACAGACAAGCCCUGUGUUUUGAAGCAGAGUGGGAAAGACUCUUUGACUCUUGCAGGUAUUCAACAGCACGUAAUAACACAUAAUGGAGGAGGGCCAUAUAUAUGUAAAGUAUGUGGCAAAGCCUUUCACUCUUCCAGUUCUUUCUUGACACAUAAAAGAACUCACACUGGAGAACAGCUUUAUAUGUGUAAGCAGUGCAGCAAAACCUUCACUUAUUCCAGUGGUCUUCGCCGGCACGAAAGGACCCAUAGUGGAGAGAAACCCUAUGAAUGCAAGCAAUUUCUGAAAGUCUUUCCUUCAUUGAGGAAGGUUGAAAGUCAUGAACAAACUCACAAUGAAGUAAAAUACAUAUGUAAUCAAUGUGGGAUCGCCUUCAGCGAUCACAGUUCCCUUCAGUGCCAUGAAAAGAUUCAUAGUUUAGAGAAACCCUAUGUAUACAAGCAGUGUGGGAAGACAUUCACUUGUUCUAGUGCCUUGCGAAGACAUGAACGAAUUCAUACUGGAGUGAAACCCUAUGAAUGCAAGGUAUGUGGGAAAGCCUUCAUUGAUUGCAGUUCUCUUCAGUGUCAUGAAAGGAUUCACAGUGGAGAGAAACCUUAUGUAUGUAAGUUGUGUGGGAAAGCGUUCAGUCGUCAGGGCUCUCUGAAAUGUCAUGAAAGGAUUCACAGUGGAGAGAAGCCCUAUGCAUGUAAGCAGUGUGGGAAAGCCUUCAUGCAUCACAAUGCUCUUCGAUACCAUGAACAGAUUCACAGGGGAGAGAAGGCCUAUGGCUGUAAGCAGUGUGGGAAAGCCUUUGUGUUGAGCAGCGCACUGAAAAAACAUGAGCGAGUCCAUAGUGGAUUGAAACCUUGUCUAUGCAGGGUGUGUGGGAAAGCCUUCACAUUUCAUAGUUCCCUCCAUUGCCAUGAAAGGACUCAUACUGGGGAGAAACCCUAUGUAUGUAAACAGUGUGGGAAAGCCUUUAUGUAUCACAGUUCUCUUCGUUGCCAUGAAAAUAUUCACAGUGCAGAGAAACCCUAUGUGUGUAAGCUGUGUGGGACAGCCUUCACUUAUCACAGCUCUCUUCAACGCCAUGAAAGGAUCCACAGGGGAGAGAAACCAUAUGUAUGUAAAUUCUGUGCAAAAGCCUUCACUGAUCACAGUUCCCUCCGAUGCCAUGAAAGAAUUCACACUGGAGAGAAACCAUAUGUAUGUAAACAAUGUGGGAAAUCCUACAGUACUCAUGGUUCCCUUAGAUACCAUGAAAGGGUGCACUGUGUAUAAGCUACGUGGACGACCUUCUCUUUAAAUAAGUUUUAAUUUUAUUAACUUAAAAAACAAACAAACAAAAAAACCCAUAUGAUUGUAAGCUAUGUGAAUAAGCCUUAGCAUGUUCUGGUUCCCUUAAACAAAACAUGAAUGGAAAAACAAUGGAAACUUAUCUCUAGAGACUAAAAGAAAGCUCCAGAUCUUUCUAGAAAACAUGAUGGCAUAAUGAAUUUAACUUGGAUCAAUAUAAAGCAUGUGUGAUUAUGUAGCU
This is a messenger RNA of Arvicanthis niloticus (Nile rat), 2087 nucleotides long. RefSeq lists its product as uncharacterized. NCBI's taxonomy places the organism in Eukaryota, Metazoa, Chordata, Mammalia, Rodentia, Muridae. Gene Ontology annotation, biological process: regulation of DNA-templated transcription. The record is from RefSeq and is a predicted model, not a curated record.